CUACUCCCUUUGAUCUCUUCGAUCCCCGGCCACCUUUGAGUCACCGAUGGCUUCACAACAAGACACCCAAUCUCCGCCGCUGGUCCACGACAGCUUAAAACUACUGACCUCCGACACAGACCACCAUCGCCUCGCCGGCCUUGACCUCCUCACCCAAUUCUGCAAUACCAACGACCUCUCCUCUCUCCUCACUCUCCACCAAACCCUCCCUCCCCACUUUCUCGACCACCUCCUGCGCAAAGUCGCCGCCCUAAAAAACGACGUCGUUUUACGCCUCUCAAUCACCUCCCUCGCCGUCUUCUGCCGCGUCCCUCAAAUCGCCGCCGCCAACGACGCCGUUCCUAAGAUCCCACUCGUCCUCAAACUCAUCUCAACUUCUCAAGAAUCAAACCCGAUUCUCCAUGAAUGCUAUGAGUUUCUUCACUUGGUUUCUACAGCUUCCGAUAAGGGAGCCAUCACCCUGUUCAACUCCGCCGGCUUCAUCAAAUUGCUGGCUUCUCAUACACCGAUAUUACCCCCACAAUGUUGCUAUGAAGCUUGUGCAGUAAACUGGUGUUUCUUGAUGUGUACGCGCGGCGGAGCUCCCAGUGAUUGUGGCUACAUUGGCUAGGCACUUUGCUAUGUCGUACAAUGCCGCGAAGCUCGGGUGCUUAAGGAUGAAAAGUGGCCGAAUUAUAUGCGUGACGGUGUUGUGGCGAUUCUGCAGAACCAUGUUGGAGCCAAUGAGAAGCUGGAGGCGCUUGUUUUGGCUGAGGGGAUGGUGUGGAUUUUCGGGGAGGGGUGGUUGAUAGGGGAGGUAGAUAAUGUAGGUGAAGUAGCUGAUGGUGAGAUGAAAGAGGAUGUUCCUGCUGACAGGUGCUUGGUGCUUGUUAUGGCGCAAUUGAGAGUUGAGGUUGCUGUUCUGUUGGAGGCACUUGCCUAUUUGAGAAAUAGAGGAAGUAAGAAUUUGAAAGCGUCGCACACUGGUGAGACGGCUUGUUCAAAGAAAAGGAGUGUGGCUGUUGUGUAUUCCUUGCUUGAGAAGAUAAUUAAUUUGAUGCUUGUGUGAAUAUGAUUAAAGACCUUGAUCGAUGAGACAGUUGGUGUGGUUCUGGAGUACUUAAAGGAUGCAAAGGAACAUGGAGAGAAGAAGGGGAAUGAUCUUCUCGCUGCGGUGAGGAAAAUUGGGAGAUAUGUUGCAGAAACUCCUGUUGCAUCAGAUGCAUGCGAAGACAAGAUUGGAGAGCUUUUAGGGUAUAUGCUCUCGAGUCUCGAUUGAGGGUGAUGAUGAACCAAGAGGACCCUUCCACUCGGUAUGCUAUAUUUGCUUCCAAUGCUGUCCCGAAUGACAGUAGACAUUGGAGGAUGUAUAGCUUUGGUUUCUUUUGGAGGUCAUAACACUGUUGUUGAUUGCCUUGUAAGAUUGAUUAGGCAGCAUAAUCGUUAUAUAGGGAGCGGAAUCAGCGGAUAAUGGCUGCAUCUAUUUUGCAUGGGAGACCAUCUUGAAUCUUCUGUCAAACAAAGUGCCUGUGCCUUUGGAUCACUCAACUGCUGUUAACCUAUUGAAAGCAUUGGCUUAUUGGAUAGAAAGCACACAUGAUGACUCGUCAAUUGUUCAGAUGGCUUCAAGAGUUUGUGCACGGUUGUUGGAUUUUACAUCGCAGAAGGCUCUUCUUAAGAAUCCUGACUUUGACAAUAACUCUCUUGAUAGAGUGUUUCGGCUGAUUGCAAAAAGCAUGGCUUGAUAGGAUACAAAAAUCUGAUAAAUGCUCCAAGUAGAUAUUCUUCUUGGUAUUAUUACGUAAACUACAAGUUUUGGUUGGAUUCUGACCAGGAAUUUAGGAGAAACAAAUGGUUAUACUUUUAUUUUGUGCCACAUUCUAAGGGUCCUUACUUUUCUUUUGUUCUAACAGAAUACUGUAUUUUACAACCGCAGAACAAGCUAUCUACAACCUCAGAUCUUAUUUUGAUAGGCCAUUUGUUAUUUCUUGGUAUCUAUAUAUAAGUUGUAAACAAGUGAUGCUCUUUUCAAAUUUUUCUUUUCCUUUUUCUUUUGUGUGUUGUGAUCAUGUGAUUUCAUUUUUGUGUGAUGUGUUCGUUAUCAGGUCAUUGGCUGUGAAGAUCAAUGUGGAGAAAGAAAAUGGAGGUUUAUAAUUCUAUAUACAGUAUCUGAGAUCGGAAGCCUAGACUCAGAUGAUGAUAGCAUCAACAGUUUGCGAUGCUAAUAAUGAUGCAUAUCUUGACUCUUUUAGCUACCAAUGGAGAGUUGGUCUGUUUUGUACUCUACAUUCUCGGUCUUAAACUUCCAAAGCACAUCUUCUCUAGAAAGCUAUUGAUCAAGUUUAAAUUGUUGAGUGAGCUGAUUAACCUAUGUGUAGCUUGGCAAAGACGUCAGAGGUACUGGUGGUCUCAAUUCUCGUAAAGGAGGACGUACUGGUUAUACACCAAUACCAGAGUCAUGUAUGUAAAUACAAAGCAGUGGUCAGUCAAGAACAUACUAAAUGAUUGAACUUGUGGAAUUCUGCAAGUGAAAGAUUAUUGCUUAAGCAACAAGGUUUGACAAAGUCAACCAAUCCCUUCAGCUGCAGAAUUUGCACUCCUAUAUACAUUUUCUGAAAUGUCUGGCCUAGACUGAUAUAAGAGAACCAUAAAAUAUACACAAGGAUCUAAGAUAGAACAAUAUCCAGAAAUUGUGGAAUGGGCGUCGACAUUCUAUCAACAUCAGGCCAACCUGAAUUUUAUCAAUCUACAGAGCCUGAAUUUCAUUAGAUUAGAGUAAGCAUUAUAAGAAUUUUAACAUGGCAUAUACAUUUUUAUGGUGCAUAAAUGCAUCGUUCUUUCAACUUGAGCAAAUUUUGCCUUGAAGGACAUGUACAUCAAGGUUUGGUACAAACGAGGGAAUCUUUUAGUCGACAAAUAGAACACAACUGGUAUGAUUGGCAAAAUGCAGCACUACAUAAUCAGGAAGUUUCCUAGAGUAGGUGAUGAAAGACUUGACUGUCGGGAAUAAGUCAUAGAAGACCAGGUUUAAUCCUCAUUUCCAGUAGCUCGUUGUCACGUUCUGUCCCAGUCAUUACCAUAUAGUAAACCAGGAUGAAUCACUAACUCUCAGUAGUUUAUUUUUCUUUUUCUUUUCCCAGUCAUCACCACGUAGUAAACCACGUUCUUUAUUGAUUGAGUUAAGAACUAGCAAACUUAGCUUCAUUUUCUGAUCAAAAAAAAGUUGUACAGAUUAAUUGUUGAAUUAUCUUAUCCCAUAUUCCUUGGAGAUACUUGAUUACCAUAUUCCUUGAAAAUACCUAGUACUUUGGGGUGAAUAGUCCCCUUGAAUAUUCACAGUUACAUCCAUGCAUCAUGUACAUAUUCCUGAUUCAGUCAAAUAUUCGUGUAAAUUUCCAAUUUUUAUCAAAAAUUCCCAAGAACUUGCCGUGCAUGAAUAGAGCUUGCAAAAACGUGCAAUUUACGUUUUGAAGCCUACUCCACUCAAUCCACUGCCCUUUACUAUAUAUAGUCAUUGUACUCUAUCGUACAACACCGUACCCCCUAAUUCUUGAGCCUAGUCAAAAGAACAGAUCGACAACAAAGUGUAUGUUCCAACGUUGAAGCCUUAAAUGGAUCCGAGGCUUUUAGUGUGCAUUAGCAGCAACAACAUUCCUGAAUUUCUCGACUUACUUCAUGAAAAUGAAGGAAUAUUUUCACAAAGAACAGCUGAUUCCUUCAACACAGUUCUACACCUCGCUUCAAAACUGGGACACACUGACAUGGUCCUGGAAAUUAUUAAGUUAUUCCCUGAAUUUGUUGCUGCUGAAAACAUGUACCUUGAGACUCCAGUUCAUGAAGCUUGUCGCCUUGGAAAUGCCAACAUCUUGAAGCUGCUAUUAGAAGCCAAUCCUCAAGCAGCAUGUAAGCUCAAUAUUCAAAAAAAGAGUGCUUUGUUUCUAGCUUGCAGUUUUGGCCAUCUUGAUGCAGUCAAUCUCCUAUUGAAUCAGCCUUGGAUUGAGACCUUAGAGGAUGUUGGGCUUGAUCAAACAUGCAUUCAUGUUGCGGCAUCUAACGGACACACAGAUAUUGUUAGAGAGAUACUAAACAUCUGCCCUAACUAUGCUCAAAAGGCUGAUGACAAUGGAAAUUCACCCUUGCACUAUGCUUGCAACAAAGGGCAUAGAGAAAUAACCUGGUUACUCCUACGCCGUGAUGUCAAUCUGGCCUUGCAGUAUAACAACAACGGUUAUACACCUCUGCACUUGGCAGCCAUAUAUGGAAAGAUAUCAGUCCUUGAAGACUUCGCAUUGAAAGCACCAGCGGCUUUUCAUUAUCUCACAAAAGAAGAGGAGACAAUAUUUCAUCUGACUGUGAGAUACGGCAAUUAUCAAGCUUUGUUAUUCUUGGUGCGUGUUGCUAACAGUACUAAUCUCCUUCACUGUCAAGAUCGAUACGGUAACACUAUCUUGCACCUUGCUGUUUAUGGAGCGCGUUAUGAGAUUGCUGAGUACUUGAUCAACAAAGCAAAGAUGGAGAUUAAUUCACGGAACAGCAAAGGACUUACUGCAUUUGACCUCCUCAGUGAGGCCAAGGACAGUGCAGGGGCUCGUCAUCUUUGGACAAUAUUCCACAAAGCCGGUGGUGAAAGAUGCAGUAAUGUGGAAAAUUCUUGUUCACCAGAAACAACCUCUUCAGGCCAGAGUUGCAUAUUCGAAGACAUGUCCUGUAUCACAGUUGAAAAUGCUUUACCCUCUUGGCAAGAAAUGACCUGCACUCAACCAGAGAACCAAUACAAGUCAAGACAGUCAUCACACCACAAUCAAGUUCAAGGGAGAUUUGACAAGGAAGCACACAAACUAAAGUCAUCCCCAUCAACCAACUCACGUCAUCACUGUAGCAAGUCUUCGAGCAAAAGGCAUCGUGAAGAUCAUAAGCAGCAUAAGAUGUACAGAGAAGCGAUACAGAAUGCUAGGAACACCAUAACACUAGUUGCCAUUUUAAUUGCGACAGUUACCUUUACUGCUGGAAUUACCCCUCCUGGAGGUGUCUAUCAGGAAGGAGCGAUGAAAGGGAAAUCGAUAGCAGGCACAACAACAGCUUUCAAGGUGUUUGCAAUUAGCAAUGAUAUUGCUCUCUUCUCAUCACUGUCAAUAGUUGUUGUUCUUGUUAGUGUUAUACCCUUUAGACGAAAACCACAGAUGAAACUCUUGGUGUUUUCCCACAAGAUCAUGUGGAUAGCUGUGGCUUUCAUGGCAACAGGUUAUGUUGCAGCCACAUGGGUGAUCAUGCCGAGAAAUCAUGGGACAGCCUAUGUGUUUGUGGCUCUACUAGCUAUUAGUGGUGGCACUCUGGGAACAAUUUUCAUUGGUUUGGGAGUGAUGCUUGUGGAUCACCGGUUAAGAAAGUUGAAUUGGAGGAAACUGAAAAGGGGAAUCUGGGGCGGUGCAGAUGAAAUUGAAAGCCAAAAUUCUGAUGUUGAGAGCUCAUUCCAUCAAGAGCUGAUAGAUUGGCUCAUGUAUGUCUUCCAGCUUGGUAAAGGAUGCCAUGAUGAGAAUGUAAAAAAAUUGAAAAUUGCAGAAAUGAUUCCAGGGCUGUUUGAAGCAAUUGCAAGAAAUGACAUGCAAACGUUCAAGGACUUGGUUCAUUACAAUAGAGAAUCUCUCUUGCGGAAAACUGAGGAAACAAGAAAUUCAGUGCUUCACCUUACUGCAAGAUUCGGGCAUGUUGAGCUGGUUACCUACAUUAUUAAGCUGCUUCCUGACUUGGUUUCUGUUAGAAAUGUUAAGGGAGAAACUGCGUUACACGAAGCUUGUCGCCAAGGGAAUACUAGUGUUGUGAAGCUGCUGUUGGAGGCCAAUCCGCAUGUGACUUGUAGUCUUAACGACGAGCAAACUGCUUUCUUCGUAGCUUGCAGUUACGGGGAUGUUGAUAUUGUCAAGUACAUGGCAAACCAACCAGGGCUGUUAGACUUUGAGCAACAUGAAGCUUUCAGUCCUCUUCAUUUUUCUAUAGCAGAAGGCUAUGUCGAUAUUGUUAAGACUAUUUUGAAUGCAUGUCCCCGCUUUGCUUGGAAGGUUGACAACAAUGGAUUUCUGCCGCUGCAUCUGGCUUGUGAAAAAGGUCAGGUAGAGAUAACAAAAACACUCUUGAUGAUUGACUCAAACCUUUCUCUUGAACUCAAUCGCUACUGUUACACACCACUGCACUUGGCUGCAAUGAAUGGUCAUAUCCAAAUCAUUGAGGAACUUGUUGUGUGCUCUCCCAGAUCCUUAGAACUUCUCACAGGAGAUGGAGAAAUUGUGUUUCAUAUUUCUGUGAGAUUUAACAGAUAUGAUGUGUUUACCUCAUUGGUAAAGAAUUAUAACAACACCAACCUGCUUAACCAGGCUGACAAGAAUGGUAACACAGUCUUGCAUCUUGCUGUCUCUGCCGGGUACAUUCGAUUAUCAGAGUACAUCAUCAAUAAUACUGCAGUAGAUGCCAAUUGUAUGAACCAAAGAGGCCAAACAGCAUUGGACAUCCUUGAUGAACAAAGAAGAUUGUCGGAUCUUAGACAUACAUUGAAGAGAUUUGGUGCCAGGACAAGUACUGAGCUGUUCUCUUCAACCCCAGAGGUUGAAUCAGGAAUUACUGCAACAUUAGAAAGUCCUAGAGCUGCAUUGGAUAAAGAAUUUGAUAGGCUAUUUGAAUGUAACACGCGUCCAGGUAGUGAUCAAUCUGAUCCAGAAAUUGGCAUUGCGCAUUCGGCUCAGGACAAUCAACAAAUGGACAACUUUGCUAUGGCACAAGCAAAGAUUAAUCCCAGCCAUGAUUUUGUGAUGAAUUCUGGUGUUUUUGUUAGCUCAGAAUCGUGUAGAACAAGAAUGAGCUCACCAGUCUUGAAUUCGCAGUAGCUCCGAAAGCCAAGAGGGAAAGUGAAUAAAACCGGGCAAUAUGAAAUAUAUAGAGAAGCAUUGCAAAAUACUAGGAACACAAUCACAAUAGUUGCGGUUUUGAUUGCCUCAGUCACUUUUACUGCUGGCAUAAAUCCACCUGGUGGUGUCUACCAGGACGGAUGGUAUCGAGGGCAGUCAACAGGUGGCAGAACAACAGCCUAUAAGGUCUUCACAAUAAGCAACACUGCGGCAUUGUUCAUAUCUAUGUGCAUUGUCAUUGUGUUGGUGAGCAUCAUUCCCUUCCGGAGAAAAUCACUGAUGACACUUCUCGUGGUUGCUCACAAAGUCUUGUGGGUGGCAGUGUCACUCAUGGCCACAGCUUUCAUUGCAGCCUCAUGGAUAAUCAUGCCACACGGACACGGCGAAGGUAAAAAUUGGACCCUUGGAGUUGUGGCAUCUGUUUGUGCAGGGACUAUGGGAUCUGUUUUCUUAUUUCUUGGUGUCACCUGGAUUAGACACUUGUUGAUGAAAUUGAAAUGGAGGAAACAGAUACGCGAGACUGCAGAGAAAAGAGCACAAAGACAAGCAGCACGAGCACACCAACGAGCACAAAAGCAAGCACGUCAUAAAAGGGCACAGAGAAGUACAGAGGAAGCACAUAGAAGGGCACUGAGAAGAACAGAGGAAACACCAGAAUCUAGCUCGUCAGUAUCCACAAACGCCCGUGCUGAGAGUUGCAAAGAACUAGGAUAUCAUACAUACUGAACAAAGGGAGUGGAGAAACUGUCUUCUUCCCAAUUGGAGGUAACCAGGAUACCGUACAUACUGAGCAAAAACAAGUGAAGGAAUUGUUGCCUUUCUAGAUCAACAUUAAGCUUUCGUACUGUAGAUGCAUGUGUUCUUGCU
Argentina anserina (silverweed cinquefoil) is the source of this 7742-nucleotide messenger RNA. RefSeq lists its product as uncharacterized. The record is from RefSeq and is a predicted model, not a curated record. Lineage: Eukaryota; Viridiplantae; Streptophyta; Magnoliopsida; Rosales; Rosaceae. Gene Ontology annotation, cellular component: plasma membrane. The transcript is spliced from 9 exons. Gene Ontology annotation, molecular function: protein binding.